Molecule: messenger RNA, 1430 nt
Organism: Leptomonas pyrrhocoris
Lineage: Eukaryota; Euglenozoa; Kinetoplastea; Trypanosomatida; Trypanosomatidae
Product: putative mitochondrial heat shock protein DNAJ
Exons: 1
Coding region: 294-1430 (378 amino acids)
Biological process (GO): cellular response to misfolded protein
Cellular component (GO): endoplasmic reticulum membrane
Molecular function (GO): Hsp70 protein binding
Source: RefSeq, a predicted model, not a curated record
GGUGAUCCCAACACCGCGUUCAACUCCGCAAUCACGAACGACAGCUACCGGUGCAGCGGUGAAAGGAGGCAGCAGCAAGCAGAAAGAAGAUUGCUCUCACCUUCCUGUCUUCGCGUCAUCGCUGCGUGUCUUCUUAUUCUGCGUGUUCAAGGAGUUCUGUGCAGACCCAUUUACGCAGCGUGUCCUCUCUCGUUUACCAAUUCAUCUUCAGCAAGUUAAACGCUUAGUAUCGCUGUAGUCCUUCGAGCUUCUUUAUUCUCUUUCCCCCCUCCUCUUUUUGUUUUCUGGCUAGCAUGCGUCGUUUGAUCCGUCGCAUCGCGUGGCCAUCGCCGGCCGCCGCAAAGACCAUGCGUAGCGUUUGCGUGCCUCUCUUGCUCAAUACUGGGCCGCUCUCUUCGAUUCCCACGACAUCCGUGCGACGAUGGCAGUCCGCGUCCAAGCGGGCCUUUUUUCUGGGGUCGUCGCCGCCCUUCACCGCGAGCUACCGCAUGCAAAGCAGCACCGAUCAACAAGACCUCUACGCCGUGCUGGGCGUUAAGCCGGAUGCCACACAGGAUGAGAUCAAGAGCGCCUACAAAAAGCUCGCGCUCGAGUUCCACCCCGAUCGCAAUCACGCCCCCGGAGCAGAGGAGAAGUUCAAAACAAUCUCUGCCGCUUACAGUGUUGUUGGUAGCAAGGACAAGCGGCGUGAGUACGACGCACAGCGGGCCAUGUACCGUGGCAUGGGCGGCGACCCGUCGAGCAGCGGCAGCGGCUAUUCCACCUCCGGCCCUGGCGGCUUCCCUGGAGGCAUGGGCCGUGGCAACUAUCAGUACCAACAGAUGUCGAAGGAGGAGGCGGAUCGCCUCUUUCGCGAGUUGUUUGGUGGCAUGCGCGUGGACCAGAUUUUCAGGAAUUUGGAGGAGGAGAUGCGGCGGGGCGGCAUGCCCGGCAGCGGGUUAGGCGGACACGUGGGGCGAAGCUUCCCUGGUUCAGAGCAGGCCUUUCGCCCCUUCUUCCGCACCGAGAGCAGCUCCACCCGCAUCUUCACCGACGAACACGGGAAUCGCAUGGAGGAGACGACCUACACCGACCCACGUGGGACGCGCUUCACGGUGCGGCAGUCGUCGAGCAGCGACCCGAACGCGAGCACGAACCAAACCGGCGAGGACUUCUACCGCAGCCGCUUCGUGGGAAAGGAUGGCCGCCACCACUUCGGGAACGUCUCGGCACAGUUCGAGAAACCGUCCGAGGACUUCACGCAGAGCAUGUUUGGCGUUCGCUCCCAUGGCCGCAGCCCACUUGUGUCCUUCCUGAUUCUUGGUGCGUGGACGGUUGUCUUGGGCACGCUGCUCUUCUGCUGCAUCGGCUUCUUCGCCCGGCACCCUUUCUUCACUGCCUCCGUGCUCAUGCUCAACCUCCUCGGUCGUGCCGCACGACGCCCUUUCUAA